ACUUUACAACUCUCAUCAUUCACCCCCAAAAGUUCUUCCCAAUAAUUAUCCAAUCUUGACACUCCCAUUUUCCCACUUUCUCAUCCAUGGAAACCGCCUCCGCCGCCCCGUCCCCAUCCCACAUCGCCGUCCUUCCCUCCCCCGGCAUGGGUCACCUUAUCCCCAUCGUUGAAUUCGCCAAGAAACUCCUCCAUCACCACCGUAUCUCCACCACUCUCAUCAUGCCCACUGAUGGCCCCCUCUCCAAUGCCCAAAAUACCCUCUUUUCCACCCUCCCCCCCGGCAUAGAUUACAUUCUCCUCCCCACCCUCAACUUCGACGACUUGCCGCCCGACGUCAAGAUCGAGACUCGUAUUUCGCUCACCGUUACUCGUUCCCUGCCGUCACUUCGUGACGCGGUUAAGUCCCUGCUCGAGAGGACGCCGCUCGCUGCUUUGGUGGUCGAUCUUUUCGGGACCGAUGGGUUUGAAGUCGCUCUUGAAUUCAAAAUCCCUCCUUAUAUUUUCUUCCCUUCCACCGCUAUGGCUCUGUCUCUGUUUCUAUACCUGCCCAAGCUGGACGAAACGGUGUCGUGUGAGUAUAGGGAGGUGGCUGAGAAGUUGCUGAUUCCGGGUUGUACUCCGAUCGACGGCCGGGAUUUGCUGGAUCCGCUUCAGGAUAGGAAGAAUGAUGCGUAUAAAUGGGUUCUUCAUCAUACAAAGAGGUACAGGAUGGCUGAAGGGAUAAUCUUGAAUAGCUUUAAAGAACUGGAGCCUGGUGCGAUUGAAGCUUUGCAAGAAAAGGAAGACAGAAAGCCAGUUGUUUAUCCCAUUGGGCCUUUGAUCCAAACGGGCCCAAAACCCGAGGUCGAUGAAUCGUGCGUUUGUCUGAAAUGGCUGGAUGAGCAGCCCAGAGGCUCGGUCUUGUAUGUCUCUUUCGGGAGUGGUGGGACUUUGUCUCAUGAUGAGAUGGUUGAGCUCGCAUUGGGGUUAGAAAUGAGUGAGCAGAGAUUUUUGUGGGUCGCUAGAUGUCCAAACGACACAACAGCCAAUGCAACAUAUUUUAAUAUUCAGAGUUCUAAUGACCCUCUGGCUUAUUUGCCAGAUGGGUUCUUGGAGAGGACCAAGGGAAGGGGGCUGGUGGUGCCCACAUGGGCCCCACAGGCUCAUAUACUCGGCCAUGAAUCAACGGGUGCAUUUCUAACACAUUGUGGAUGGAACUCGAUUCUAGAGAGCGUAGUGAAUGGAGUGCCGAUGAUAGCCUGGCCGUUGUAUGCUGAACAACGGAUGAACGCCCUGAUGCUUCAUGAGGACGUGCGAGUGGCCUUGAGGCCUAAAGCCGGAGAAAAUGGCUUUGUGGGACGAGAUGAAAUAGCGAAAACAGUGAAAGGUUUGGUGGAAGGGGAAGAAGGGAAGGAGAUUCGGAGUCGGAUGAGGGACCUUAAGGAUGCUGCUGCAAAAGUGCUUAGCGUAAAUGGUUCGUCCACAAAGAUACUAGCUGAAUUGGCAGGCAGAUGGAAGAGUAACACUUGCAUAUAACUUUAUCUUGUGUUGGCACUUGUUUUUGAUGUAAUUCUUGGAUGUAUCUAUGCUGAUGGAAUGAGUCCAUCAUCCCAAUAGUUGAGCGAAAAUAUCAAUCUCUCCUCAUAAUCAAAUCAUGUAACCCAAUAGCCAGUAUUGGAUCCGAUAAUAUUCCCCCUUAUUUUAGUUUAUUCUUUGUUAAAAAAAAAUUAUAAUAUUGUACAUGGAUCCAUAACGUGUAUGCAUGUUUCUCUCUUUUUACA
This is a messenger RNA of Sesamum indicum (sesame), 1762 nucleotides long. Its product is annotated as hydroquinone glucosyltransferase. The record is from RefSeq and is a predicted model, not a curated record. Gene Ontology annotation, molecular function: UDP-glycosyltransferase activity. NCBI's taxonomy places the organism in Eukaryota, Viridiplantae, Streptophyta, Magnoliopsida, Lamiales, Pedaliaceae.